This is a messenger RNA of Penicillium angulare, 306 nucleotides long. RefSeq lists its product as uncharacterized. Bases 1 to 306 code for a protein of 101 amino acids. The record is from RefSeq and is a predicted model, not a curated record. The transcript has 2 exons. Lineage: Eukaryota; Fungi; Ascomycota; Eurotiomycetes; Eurotiales; Aspergillaceae.
AUGGCACAGUUGGAUCCGUCGUCUGCCGAACUCACAAACACUCGAACCGAAGAGAACCUAGUGACGGAAUACAAAAACGAGUGCGAUAUCCAUCGAAUGAUCCGCGUACUCAGCGGAAUAAAUCACUACACUCUUGUGACAACACAUGUCGAAGGCAAUCUCAGUAUGAGAGGGGAAGGACACGUCAGCAUGGGGGCGGGCGUUCAGGGCGUUCAGGGCGUUCAGGUGAACAUCACUGAAUGGCCUGAAGGUAAAGCGGCAAGAGAAGAUUUCCCGACCAAUAAAGAAAACAUAAAUGGUGUCUAG